This is a messenger RNA of Acaulospora morrowiae, 1272 nucleotides long. Lineage: Eukaryota; Fungi; Glomeromycota; Glomeromycetes; Diversisporales; Acaulosporaceae. The record is from the annotation of a GenBank genome assembly.
AUGAGCGAUAAUAAAAAUUUGCGAUAUAUUACAGAAUGUGGGAGCGAGAACAGGGAUCCCUUUGCCAAUAUAAGCCUGGGAGGAUCAGAUGAUCUCGAUACCGCAACACCCACUUCAGCUUUCAACAUUCAUAGUGAAAAGGAAAGGUCAUCAGUUGACUCGAAAUCAGAAAAUGAUACUAUAAUAUUAUCUUCAUUUCAAAUUUCUAGCGAAAAUAGAUUACAAGAAAAAUCACCCGAAGAAAGUAAUAAUAAGCCUAUCAUCAUCACGCAAGCAAGCAUUAAAAUAAACGAUGUUGAUCAAACAGAAAAUGUUGACAUGCCCGAUGUUCAAAUGAAGAACAUUGAUAUGCACGAUAUUAUUCAAAUUUCGGAAGACAAUGAAAUUAAAGAGUUUGCAACUUUCACAGGAACUGCAGGCAUUUGUAAUUCCGAACGAUUAGAAAGCGAGAACACAUUAAUUCAGAGCAAAACUGUGGAUAUUAAAUUAUCUUAUUUGACAGAAGCAUUGAAAAAGUGUGAAGAGGUUAAAUCAAAAACAAAGGAGCUUCUACAAAGGGCGUCAGAAAAAGAUGAUCCUACGGUGAAACUCGAUUUAGUGACUAAAGCACAAAUAAAUAAAAUGUUUGUUGACUUGAGAUGUGCAAAUAGAAAAGCAAAUAUGAGAAUAAAGGAAAAUAGAGCCUUUAGGAUGGAGGCCAGAGACGUUUUUGAUGAUGCCUGGUACAAGUUGUUGGAAGUCAAGUACAAAAAGUUUUUGUUAGAUUACGAUUUGAAGGUCAUAAAAUUUAAGGAAUCGAUUCAUCAUAAAAUCUCGCUAAUUCCGGUUGAAGAGUUUUUUAGUACUGCAUCAAACGAAUUCACAGAUCCAUUAUUUAAGUACCAAAAUAUUACAAGUCCAGAACAGCAGCAAUACGAGCAUGACCUUUUCUUACAGCGGUUGAAGUAUGAGAAGUGUGAGAGAGAAAUGCUCGAAGAUGAAAAGAUACGAAAGUUGGGCCGUAAAUGUGAUCUUGAAUGUACUAUCAAAGAAAAAUUAGAUUUGGCCUGCCGGUUGGAUCAUAGUUUAAAAGAAUGCAUCAGGAAAACAAAUCUAUGUAGAUCUUUGAGGGAGGCGCAGAAAAGUUUGUCAUCUUCGUUUUCACUUUCCUUGAUUAAUAACAAUGAUAAUAACGGUAUGAACGUGGAUUAUAAGAGUUCUUUCGAUAAGAAAACUCAUGAUUUAGGAAAUUGCACAAAUUCAGAUAAAGAAGAAGGAGAAUUGAUUCAAUAG